Molecule: messenger RNA, 1503 nt
Organism: Chrysochloris asiatica (Cape golden mole)
Lineage: Eukaryota; Metazoa; Chordata; Mammalia; Afrosoricida; Chrysochloridae
Gene: LIPG
Product: lipase, endothelial
Exons: 10
Coding region: 1-1503 (500 amino acids)
Biological process (GO): lipid metabolic process
Molecular function (GO): lipoprotein lipase activity; protein binding
Source: RefSeq, a predicted model, not a curated record
AUGAGAAACCUGGUUCCCCUGCUCCGACUCUGCAGUGUUCUUUGUUGCAUUGUCUCGGGAAGCCCCUCAGAGUUUGGUCCAGAGGGACGGCUGCAAGAUGAGCUCCACAAUUCCAGGGAUAUACAGGCUGCUGCCAACCCCUCUGUGAAGUUUAACCUCCGAACCUCGAAGGACCCAGAGCAUGAAGGAUGCUACCUCUCCCUUGACCAUGACCAGCCCUUAGAAGACUGUGGUUUCAAUGUGACAGGCAAAACCUUUUUCAUCAUUCAUGGAUGGACGAUGAGUGGCAUGUUAGAAAAUUGGCUGCACAAACUAGUAUUAGCCCUUCAGACAAGAGAGAAAGACGCCAAUGUGGUGGUGGUUGACUGGCUUCCCCUGGCUCACCAACUUUACACAGAUGCAGUCAAUAGCACCCAAGUGGUGGGCCGCCAAGUAGCCAUGAUGCUCAACUGGUUGCAGGGGUACGAUGACUUUUCUCUCGGGAAUGUUCACUUGAUUGGCUACAGCCUCGGAGCCCAUGUUGCCGGAUAUGCUGGCAACUUCGUGAAAGGAACAGUGGGCAGAAUCACGGGUUUGGAUCCUGCUGGGCCCAUGUUUGAAGGGGUGGACAUCCACAAGAGGCUCUCCCCUGAUGAUGCAGACUUUGUGGAUGUCCUGCAUACCUACACACGAUCCUUUGGCUUGAGCAUCGGGAUUCAGAUGCCCAUAGGCCAUAUUGAUAUCUACCCCAACGGGGGUGACUUCCAGCCAGGCUGUGGACUCAACGACGUCUUGGGGUCAAUUGCAUAUGGAACCAUCACGGAAGUGGUGAAAUGUGAACACGAGCGUGCUGUGCACCUGUUUGUUGACUCCUUGGUGAAUCAGGACAAGCCAAGCUUCGCCUUCCAGUGCACCGACUCCAACCGGUUCAAAAAGGGCAUCUGUCUCAGCUGCCGGAAGAACCGCUGUAACAGCAUCGGCUACAAUGCCAAGAAAAUGAGGAACAAGAGGAACAGUAAAAUGUACCUGAAAACCAGGGCGGGCAUGCCAUUCAGAGUCUACCAUUAUCAGAUGAAAGUCCACAUCUUCAGUUACAAGAACGCGGGAGAAAUCGAACCCACCUUUUACAUCACCCUGUAUGGCACCAAUGCGGAUUCCCAGACUCUGCCUUUGGAAAUAGUGGAGAAGAUUGGCCUAAAUGCCACCAACACAUUCCUGGUAUACACUGAGGAGGACUUGGGUGACCUCUUGAAGAUCAAACUCACCUGGGAGGGGACAUCUCAGUCCUGGUACAACCUGUGGAAGGAGCUUCGAAGCUACCUGUCUCAACCUGGAAACCCUUCUCGGGAGCUGAAUAUCAGACGCAUCCGGGUCAAGUCUGGGGAAACCCAGCGGAAAUUGACUUUUUGUGCAGAAGAUUCUGAGAACACCAGCAUAUCUCCUGGCCAGGAGUUAUGGUUUCACAAGUGUCGUGAUGGCUGGAGGAUGAAGAACGAAACCAGUCCAACUGUGGAACAUCUCUGA